UGAUAAUGUAGAUUAUUUCAAGUACCAUUUUAAGGUUUCGUACCAUUUCCUAUUUUGAAGAAAAGGAUAUUGCAUCUAAGGGGUUCUUCUUCUCAGUUUACUGUUGCUGGCUUGCCGCAGGCGAGCGAGUGAGCGACCUCACUUCAAUUCAGAGGCUGAGGUAUUAUAAUCAGUUCCUUGAAUCUUUUUGCCUAUGCGUAUUCCUGUGAAUGUCAACGAAUAUCCAGAAACCGUCUCCACCAAUUUCCUUGAAGUUCUCAUUUGAGCUGAAAUCUGAAACACCGUUCCCGCAUUUUAUCAAAUGGUUUGAGCUCAAUAUAUAAUUCAUUCUACGCCUCUUACUAUCUCAACUCAAGUGCGCUUCAAAAAUGAAUUUGCAGCUCAACCAUACAUUUUCUUCCCCUUCUUCUCCAUUUUACUAUUCCCAGACUCUUCUGGUUUUGGCACCGCUGAAAAUUCGAUGCUCUCUAAGAAGCCCCGAACCGGGCUCGGCCCCCGAAGUCUCUGUCAGUAAAUUAACGAGCGAAGCGCCGAUUCCGCUCCGUGCGAGAAAAUUUGUGAGGUCCGUGAGAAGGGAUGCCGAGGCUGCACUGUUCGAUUACUUGCAUUGCACCAGAGGGUUCAGUUAUCUUGAUUCUGAGCUAAUUAGUAGGAACUCACCUCGUUUUCUUAGAUACUUGGUCUCAAAGAUAAGGCGAGAUGAGAAGGAUGUGGCGGGUGCUUUAACUCGUUUCUUCAGGUACCAUCCCAUUAAUGAGUUUGAACCUUUUUUUGAGAGUUUGGGUUUAGGCCGAUAUGAUGUUGCUUGCUUACUUCCUGAUAACAUGAUGUUCUUGACUGAUGACACCACCUUGCUUGAUAACUAUCAUGUUCUGUUUGAUUAUGGUGUUCCUCACACUAAGAUUGGGAAGAUUUUUAAAGAAGCUGGUGAGGUAUUUAGAUAUGGCUAUGGAGUGUUGAAUAUGAAAUUAAGGGAUUUUGAAAAUUUAGGCUUAUGUCAAUCCACAGUCAUUGACCUGGUUAUUUGCUGCCCUAAUCUUUUGCUUCCUGGGAAGAAAGAUGAGUUCAUUGUGGUUCUUGAUAAACUGAAAGAUAUAGGGUUUGAAAGUGAUUGGAUUGUGAGUUGCCUUUCCAGCAAACAGACCUACAACUGGAGGAGAGUACUUGACACAACGUGUUUCCUUAGUGAAAUUAGUUAUAGCAAUCCGCAGAUGAUCACUCUGGUUAAGGCAAAUCCGGCUUUGUUAUUCGAAGGGACUCAGGCUUACUUACUGGUAACCCAACUAGUGAAGUUGGGUCUUAGCAGAAACACGAUAUAUCUCUGGUUUACGGAAAACCCAAAGAUCCUAACUUUAAAUCACGCGAAACGCAUCUGUAAAGCAAUUAAGUUUCUGCUUGAGAUUGGGAUGGAUAGAGAGAACAUUGCAAGAACGGUAUCAACUAACAUACAAGUGAUUGGCAAAUAUCCUCUAAAAUAUCCAAACUUUGUGUUGAAGGAUUUCAAGGGAGAUAGGGCUCGUUUGUCUAAGAUCAUACAAAAAGAUCCUAUGAACCUUCUCAGAUUAGCAUCCAAUUGGGAAACCAAAAGCUUGUGGAAAAGAACUGAACUUUCCAAUUUGAAGCUGAAAAAAGCGUUCUUGUUGAGGUUAGGGUAUGUGAAGAAUUCUGAUGAGAUGAAAAAAGUCUUUAAGUCGGUCGAGGCGAGGGGAGAUCUAUUACAGGAACGGUUCGAUUGUCUUGUAGAAGCUGGUUUGGACAGAAAUGAUGUCGUGCAAAUGUUCAGACGAACUCCAAAGAUGUUGAAUGGUACAAAAGAAGAGAUUCUGAAGAAGAUUGAGAUUUUGAAGAAGUAUUCAUCGUUUGGUGUGGAAUCAAUCGUGCGUUUUCCCACAUUUCUCACCUAUGGUAAUUACAGAAUAAAAUGUAGAUUAUCCAUGUAUGAAUGGGGGAAGGAAAGGGGGGUGUUGAGGCCGACGCUGACAUUAAGCACUAUUCUUGUUUCCACUGAAGGACGUUUUUUGAAGUAUUAUGUUAAUGUACAUCCAUAUGGUCCUGCCAUGUGGGAGAGUUUGAAAAUACGAUUUCUUUCAAGCUAAUAAUAAGGGCAUUAGGCCACUCUUUUGGUAUUUUCUUUUUCUUUUUCUACAUCUGCUAUUACACGCGUAGUCUGUUUGAUGAGCUGAACUAUGCUAAAAUGAGUUAAUAAAGUUACUGGGAUAGCACACUUGAAUUGUUGAACACC
Molecule: messenger RNA, 2242 nt
Organism: Cuscuta epithymum
Lineage: Eukaryota; Viridiplantae; Streptophyta; Magnoliopsida; Solanales; Convolvulaceae
Source: the annotation of a GenBank genome assembly